Molecule: messenger RNA, 1974 nt
Organism: Schistosoma intercalatum
Lineage: Eukaryota; Metazoa; Platyhelminthes; Trematoda; Strigeidida; Schistosomatidae
Source: the annotation of a GenBank genome assembly
CGAAGGAUACCGACUUGAACCGAUUAAAGAGACUCGUAUAGGUUCAUUUAGUGAAGCUAUGAAUGUUUGCGAACAAGCAUCGCGAAACUACUUUGGUGGAGUUAGCAAAAUCAAUCAGGAAUCAAACCAAGAACCAGGAGUUUUCAUUUUUCGAGUCAAAUUUAACGGAGCAAGUCUGGAUGAAAGACGAACAUUUAGGAGUAAAUUUACCAUAGUGUGUUGCACUGGCUUUGAGAAAAUUUACCCGUCUAUGAAGAAUGAGAUCGAGUUUGGGAAUCAUACGUCACUGAAUCUAUUAUCACUGUAUAACCUCUCUUUCCAAUUGGCAUCUGGCAAGCCGGGUAUUCGUAAGCUUCCGAACUACAGUGUCUCAAACUUAACAAAAUUACUGUAUGAUGAAAUUGGUGGGAAUUGUUACACUAGAGUCAUCCUUUGUUUAUCAGCUAAUCCUGAGCCAGAGAUAUAUUCUCUUUUGUUGAGAUUUACUGCACAACUUACAAAUAUUACAAAUUCACCGGUCAUGAAUGAUGAAUGUGCCUUGCUGUUGGCUGAAAGAGCAAGAGAAACUCAAAGUAUACUGGAACAAGUUAUUAAUGAACAAAAAACUGGGACUACUUUGAACACUGUCAAUAAUCUACAGAAUACAGAUUCAUCUUUGCUAAAACUAAGAGAACAUAUUCAAGAACUGUCUCAAAGUCUUGGAAAAACUCAUGAGGAAUUAUCACAUGCUACAGAUGAACGGGUGAAGUUAUCUAAAGCAUGGCUUUUAAGUGAAGAAGAUAGAAUUGAUGCCAAUGAAAAAUUAGCAAAGACAGAAUUAGAAUUACAAGAAGUUACUUUAAAAAAUAAACAACUUCAACGGAUAUGUGAGAAAGCGACAGAAGCUGCAAAACAUUCAGUAGAAUUGCAAAGAUCUAAUGAUGUGCUAAACAAUUAUUGUACAGAAUUAAAAAAGAAGCUAGGUGAUUUACAUGAAGAAUUAAAUAGAAUGUCUAUACGAAAUGAAGAACUGAGUCGUGAAUUACUACAUCAGACAGCUGAACAAAAAUCUGUAUUAACAUUUUUGGCAAAUAAAAAUACAGAAAUCAAGACAAAAGAAUUGCCCAGAUUUGAGAAAGAAUUGGAUCGUGUUGAAGUUAUGCUUGGUACAACAGCGUAUCAUAAGAAAAAUGCAAAAAUUAAUUCGAUUCCUGAAACAUCUGGAUACAAAACUAAUACUGAGUCUAAAAAUCAACGAUCGUCAGAGAAUAAAUGGACAAAUCUAAAAGACAAGAAAAUCCUUCAAUAUGCUGAAAAACAAGUAAAAUUGAAUUUAAUCAUGAAAGAACGUGAUCAACUUCAAAUAGAAUUAACAAAUACGAAUAGAAAAUUAGCUCGAUUCUUAGAUCAUUUUAAAGCUCGUUUAAUUUAUCAUAUAAAUGGAAUAACUCGUUUAGUAGAUGCUACAAAAUCCAAUGAUAAAUUAAUUGUCAGUGAAGGACUUUAUGGUUUAGAAAAAUAUAUUAAACAUUUAAUUGCUGAUAUGAAUGCAACUUAUAAAAUACGUGAAAAUCAACUAGUUAACAUUUGCCGAUCGCUUAAUGGUCAGUUGCAUGCAACACGUGAAGCAAUGCGGAAAGUGAUGAUUUGUUAUACUAAACUAAGAACACAAGCAAUCCAACCAAAUGCAUGUAUUAAUGAUCCAGGACCUACACCACAAGAAUUAAUCGAUGAGUUAAGUUGGUCAGGUAGAAGUAAUGAAGAUUAUUUAUUGAAUUUAAACGCUUCUAUAAUGGCUGAAAGUACACAACCUGUCAAAAAUCGAUCGAGGCGACUUACAAGAAUGAAUAUUUCAGAGGGAAUUUUAAAUUAAGCUGUGAAUGGUAGUAAAGAAAACAACUGCAUCUUAAAACGUUUAAUACAUUUAAUACAUUUUGAUUGAAACAAUUGAAAUGAACUGAGUGUCUAAUUGAAAUAAAAAUAAAUAAAUUUAAA